AUGGAAUCCCAGUGGUUUGAUCAGACUACUGAUAAUUGGAAUGGGGGUUGUGAUCAUCAGAAUAACACAGAAAACAAUGUGGAUUUGACUCUGAAAUUAGGAUUGCCAGAUGAUCAUGAUGAUCAACCACAAUUUGAGCAAUACUUUAGGUCUAAUAGGGCCCUCAAGACCCAUCAACCAGCCAUCCUCAGCUUCAAUGCUCCUUACUCACAGGGCACAAAUCAUCAAGAUAUGGCUAAUGCUGGUUUAAAUCACCAUGGGAGGCUUAAUGGAGACAAUCUUCAUGGAUCUUGGCCACGGGAGAUGAUGGGGAACCAUCCCCAUUACAUGAAUACUCAAUAUGCUGCUGAUUCUGCAGUGGGAUCUGCUGCUUACCCCAAGUCCUACAGUUGCAUCAACAGCAAUCCUGGUACCUUUCAAAUACCAACGAUGAACGGUCGAACACUCCUCAACACAGUAGCUAGGGAUGGUGAUCCUGGUGAGAUUGGAAGUUCCUCUGGUUCACGUAGAACCUUUAUUGACCAUAAUAAGAGGUGCAGUAACCGGAGUUGCAACACCGAUGACACACCGAUGUGGCGCAAAGGCCCCCUUGGUCCCAAGACACUCUGUAAUGCAUGUGGGAUCAAGUACAGAAAGGAAGAGGAGAAAAGAAGGGCUAGAGAAGCCGCCCGACGGUCUAACGGCAUUUAGAACGUUUAAAGAGAGCAAUUGCGGCUUCAUCUUGUUAAAAGUUAUACUAUUCAGGGAUGAUUUGCCCUAUCAUGUUUUAUAAUCCGAAAUUUACUUCAAGACAUUCAUGCUGGAAGAAGUGAAAACCAU
This is a messenger RNA of Populus nigra (black poplar), 819 nucleotides long. Its product is annotated as GATA transcription factor 29. Gene Ontology annotation, molecular function: zinc ion binding; sequence-specific DNA binding; DNA-binding transcription factor activity. Gene Ontology annotation, biological process: flower development; regulation of DNA-templated transcription. The coding region runs from base 1 to 690 and encodes 229 amino acids. Lineage: Eukaryota; Viridiplantae; Streptophyta; Magnoliopsida; Malpighiales; Salicaceae. The record is from RefSeq and is a predicted model, not a curated record. The transcript has 3 exons.